Molecule: messenger RNA, 2148 nt
Organism: Leptopilina heterotoma
Lineage: Eukaryota; Metazoa; Arthropoda; Insecta; Hymenoptera; Figitidae
Product: piggyBac transposable element-derived protein 1-like
Exons: 1
Coding region: 920-1774 (284 amino acids)
Source: RefSeq, a predicted model, not a curated record
UAUAGUAGCGCAGGUAAGUGUUAUUUAGGAAAAAUAAAUUUUUGAAUUUUUGACUAUUAAAUUAUCGACUUUUAUCUUUAUUUUUAAAAAAAUUUGUUUUCUUCUGAAAAGAUGUCAAGUAAGCGCAAGGCAAAACGUCAAAAAGUUUCUGAUGAAACAGAUAAUUUCGAGAUUGAUGAACAUGAUGAACAUAUAAAUGUGAUUGUGGUUCCAGAUUCGAAUGAUUCUGACGAAUCCGAAUGUGAAUCGGAUUCCGAAAAUGAUGCUAUCGAUGAAGAGCUAUUAAAUUCAAUUUAUAAUGAAGGGAAUGAUAUCCUACAAAAUUCGUAUCGAACAAUCCGCGACAAUUACACACCAAAUCAGUUGAAGUUGGAACCUGAUCAUGUUUUUGAAUGGGUUGAUGGUGAAAUGAAAUACGAUUAUCAAUAUAAAAAUGAAACACUUCUGCCUCUCAGUGUUGAAAAGAAAAUACGAUCUGCAUCUUCAACGGAGUCUUUUGAAUAUUUCUUUUCUAAGGAGUUGAAAGAAUAUAUCGUGGAAGCAACAAGGUUGAAUGGUUGUGAUAUUACGAUGACUGAAUUCGAUACUUUUCUAGGGAUAAUUAUUUUGUCCAUUUUCACUCAAAGAAAAUCUCAAAGGGAUUAUUGGUCUCAAAAUCAUCUUUUGAGAUGUGAAGCUAUAACUGAAGCUAUGAAUCGUUUAGAGUUUGAAAAGAUCAAGUCACACCUGAAGUUAUCUAAACCUGAAGACGAAAAUUCCAAUGACAGAGCUUGGAGAGUAAGAGGUCCUUUAGAAAACUUUUUAAAAAACGUAAAACAAUUUGGCUAUUUUUCCACAGCUUUGUCAAUUGACGAAAUGAUGGUGAAGUUUCGCGGCAAAACUGUUUUCAGACAAUUCAUUCCAAGUAAGCCUGUGCGUUAUGGCAUUAAAAUGUGGGCGCUUUGUAGUCCUGAAGGAUACGUGUUUGAUUGCGACAUUUACUAACUCCAAAAGAUCUUUCUUUGGCAAUGAAGAAAAGCUAGAUAAAUGUGCCUUAGGAAGCUGCGUUGUCCUUGGACUACUUCAAAACCUACUUUCUUCAGUUGUACCCAGAAACAUUGUGAAAUAUCAUUUGUACUUCGAUAACUUCUUUACUAGUUCCGAUUUGCUGGUUCAUCUGAAGAAUGUAGGUUUAAGAGCAACAGGGACAGUCAGAGCAAACAGAAUGCAAGAGAAAAGUACAAUUAGCAAUAAAGCUGUAAGAGGCACAUUUAUUGCCAAACAUGAGAAAAAUAGUGGUGUUAAUUAUAUCACAGUAAAAGACUCGAAGCAAGUUUCCAUUCUCUCAACAUUGGCAGGAGUUACACCAAUGUCUUCUGUUCGUAGAUAUUCUUCAGAAGAAAAACGCAAGAUUGAUAUUUCAUUCCCCAACGCUAUUACUCAGUAUAAUAAGUUUAUGGGCGGAGUUGAUUUGCAUGACGCACAUUGUAGCAAUUUGAUGUCCUGCAUAAGAUCAAAAAAGUAUACUUGGGUUAUAUGGUUGCGACUUAUUCAAGCAUCAAUAACAAAUGCUACCGUCUUAAAAAAUUUGGUGACUAAAGACAAGAAGAUUGGUACCAAAGAUAUUGGUUUAGAAAUUGCUGAGACAUAUUUAAAAAAGUCCAGUGCAGGAAAAGUCAAAUGUCACACAAUUGAACGAGUUAAGAAAAAAUUUUAUUGCUUCAAUUUCUCAAAGUGUGGUGCUAGGAUACAGAAAAUGUGCGUCAAGUGCAAUGUGUAUGUAUGUGUUUCAUGAUUGGAUGCUCUCCACUCCUAAAAAAUAAAAAAUGAAAAAAAAAAUAUAAAAAACAUUCCAAAAAAAUACAAAAAAAAUUAAAAAUUAAAAAAAAAUACAAAAAAAAUAAAUAAAAAAAACAUUCCAAAAAAAUACAAAAAAAUUAAAAAUUAAAAAACUAAAAAAAAAUAUGACUCUGAAAAGUCCACCUCCCCGCGGUAAGAGUCGGACAACGUCGAAACAUUCGGUGGCUAACGGACAAACAUUAUUGAAGCAAUAAAAAUAAUAAAUUGAAGACUAAGAAAAUUUUGACACUGUUACAUUACAUUCAAUAUAAAUUAUUACUAAUCCAAUUAAAAAAUUUUUUUAAAUGACCUUAAAUUCGUAAUGAGUGA